This is a messenger RNA of Monosiga brevicollis MX1, 315 nucleotides long. RefSeq lists its product as uncharacterized. The record is from RefSeq and is a predicted model, not a curated record. The transcript is spliced from 4 exons. NCBI's taxonomy places the organism in Eukaryota, Choanoflagellata, Craspedida, Salpingoecidae. Bases 1 to 315 code for a protein of 104 amino acids.
AUGGUGUGGCGUGGUCUGUUUGCUGUAAUGGGGCAAGUGCUUGUUCCUGAUUUCUUCAACCGCAAACACACGCUGACAUUGCCCCCGCUUUUAAUCUUCUACUUCAUCUGCACUACCGUCAUUAUGACUUACCGUCGUGUCUUGAGCGAGAUGACCCGCACUGCUUCGCGUCUGAGCAAGAACUCGCGCGGCGUGCCUACGAUCCGUGAGAACAUCAAGGCUGAGCUCAGGCUGCCCAAGACGCCUGCUCCUGCCGAGCGCACGCCCAUUCAGAGCAACCUGUUCAUGAUGGGUCAGCAGCUGCCCAAGCUUUAA